GAGGAGAAUGAGACAGAGAGAAAGAGUGGAAGAAGGUGGGAGGGACAAAGUUGUAAGUCUGUGAGAAGAAAGGCAUUAAACAUACGGUGAACCUUCUAGCAUCUAAUUAUGUUUAAAUUCCAAGUCUGCAGAAAAAUAGGUUAACUAGUAAAAACAGGCAGAGUGUGUUUACCCAGGAAGGAGGAAAGAGGAGCAAGAAAAGCUGACUGAGGCGCCUGGCCGGUUCAGAAACCAGAUCCAGGACGUUUGUCAAGCUAACAAAGCGUCAAAGAGUUCGGCUUUAAGAGGAGAGGGACAAGAACCAAGAGAAGACAAAGUCAUCUUCAGGAUGUCUGUGUCUCAGCGGUGCCUCUGCUGCGUUAAAUACUUGAUGUUUGUCUUCAAUCUUAUCUUCUGGCUGGGAGGAUGUGGCUUGUUCGGCGUCGGGAUCUGGCUGUCCUUCACGCAGGCAGAGUUUUCCUCUCUGCCCUUGUCCUUCCCAUCACUCUCAGCUGCCAAUCUGCUGCUGGUUGCUGGUGGCAUCACCAUGGUAACAGGAUUCCUAGGUUGCCUCGGGGCUCUAAAGGAGCAGCGCUGUCUUUUGUGCACUUUCUUUGUGAUCCUGUUGAUUCUGGUCCUGACAGAGAUCACCGUGGUUCUGAUUUUAUACUACCUCCAUGACCAGGUGGAGUCACAUGCCAAGGGGGACUUAAAGAACGGCAUGAAGAAAUAUAAUUCAGAACAAGAACUUAAAAAAUCCUGGGACAACGUGCAGAAGAUGUUCAAAUGCUGUGGCGUCAACAACUCCACAGACUGGCAUGAAGUGCUGAACGGAACGCUGCCCUCAUCCUGCUGCCCCGGCGCUGACAGAGACCAGUGCAUUGGAUGGAGUGAGGGCUGCUUUGCAAAGGCCAAAAACUGGCUGAGUGGCAACAUCCGGCCUGUCCUGGUGUUUGGAGUGUGCAUCGGUGUUGUACAGAUUUUGGCCCUGGUGUUCUCCAUGCAGAUGUACUGCCAAAUUCUCUACGCUGAGAAGAACCUGGACUAACAGCAGCCCUGGUCUGGUCUGGCUCACAUGGGCCUGAGCUGAAUCGUAAAAGGAGGAACUCCAGCAGCUGCAGGGGGCGCUGUGCUGCUGAAGGAGGGGAAACGGAUGGAUUUAAAAUGCUCUGAGGUGACAGGGUCCCAGUGAUUCCAAUGCAACUUUUUUUCUGUUAAUGUGUGUGUUUGUGACAUAUUAAGGACGUAUGUUACUUUUAAAAAAUCACUUUGUUGUUUUUAACUUCAUUCAUUUGAACACAUAUAUUGGUAUGUAACUUUAUGUUUUCCAGCAAAUAAAACAAUAUAAGAAUUUGAUUAGUUAUCAUGAUUAACUGUAUAUACAUGAUCGUUUUCGAAAUGUUGCCUAAUGGUUACCUUUGAUUGCCGUGUUACAUUCUUCUUCCUGUGUGUAAACUCCACUAAAUUAAGUUUCUGUCAUUAUGGCUGUGGAUGCAGCUUUAUGCUGCUGUAGUUCACCAUCCAGUUUGUAUAUUGCAGAUUUAUAGAGCAGCUGGAGGGAAAACCCACUUCCUUUUAAAUCUGCUGAUUCUGUGGCGUUUGGUGCAGCCUCAGCUGGCUCAUCCUCCUGAUCCUGUGCUGCAUUGCUGAACAGAAGGAGUUGUUUAAGUGUUGAUUUUAUCUGUGGAAAUGUGACAGAAACCCCCACUGCAGUCUUCCAUUUGGAUAACAGUUCAACUCUCCAGUUAGAAUCAAAAACAGGCAAAAAUAAAGUUCUCAUGAGUAUUUAGGUUUAGACUGGUUAAUGUUUAAUCCAUCACAAAUAACUGAAGUGCAAUAUCAUUGUGCAGUGUAAUCUGAUUCUUUACAGGUUGAGCAACACUCAAUCUCACACUGCAAGCUGCUUCUGUAGGGUCAAACUGAAAUAGGAUGAUUGUAAGUUUUGUAUCUGUUCACAUUGUAUUGGCCAGACUCCAGAAGUUACAGUAUAUUCCUGACUAAUAAAACAAGAUUAAGAUUAUUGAGCACAAAAUGACCUUUUCAUUUCAAUGAAGUGAUAGUGAUAGUUUGUAUGUUAAUAGUCUUCCUGAAAUUUGUCCUGGAGUCAAUCUGCAAAUGUAUG
Messenger RNA from Poecilia reticulata (guppy), 2101 nucleotides. RefSeq names its product tetraspanin 4b (gene tspan4b). The record is from RefSeq and is a predicted model, not a curated record. NCBI's taxonomy places the organism in Eukaryota, Metazoa, Chordata, Actinopteri, Cyprinodontiformes, Poeciliidae. Gene Ontology annotation, cellular component: plasma membrane.